AUGGUAAAGUCGAUGGAAGAAGAGGCGAUUGUUCAUUUUAUUGGGUUCACCCAAUGUGAACCUGCUAUGGCGAGGAAGUAUCUGAGUAAAAAUCGUUGGAAUAUUAACUAUGCUUUGAACGAUUUCUAUGACUCUGAGUUGGGUGGGUUCACCAAGGAGCACGAACGAUCGAACAGGAGAGCAGUGUAUCCGAAGGAACUAGUUCAGUUGUUCCGGGAUUAUUGCAGUGAAGAUACUUAUAUUGAUUUUCAAGGCAUGAUCAAGCUAAUCAAAGAUUGUGGUUUAGCCAUUGAAGAUUUGGCUACAAUUUGUUUGGCCCAUAUUUUGCAUUGGGAGAAUCUUCAGGAUAAGAUUUAUAGGGACGAUUUUUUACAAUAUUUGUUCGAACAGGGUUGUUGCACCGUGAAUGAUAUCAAAGUUGUUCUGAAGGACUUAAAUGAGAAACUGAAUACUGAUCCGACAUAUUUCACUACAAUUUAUAAUUUUUCUUUUGGUUUGAUACUAGAUGAUGAUACGAGGAAUCAGAGCAUCGAUAUGGAUAUAGCGAUUGAAUAUUGGAAGUUAUUUUUCCUCAAUGAAUCUAUUCAGUCUGUGGAGAUUAGUAAUGAAUUGUUGUCACUAUGGUUUCAAUUUCUAGCGGAUGAAAGGAAAAAACAGGUUUCAAAGGACAUAUGGCAGAUGAUAUUGGAAUUUUUCAGGAAAUUUAAAGACUUGGAAAGCCUCAAAGAAUCGUAUGAUGAAAAUGAUCCAUGGCCCUUUGUGAUUGAUGAGUUCUAUGAAUAUCUUCAAGACACGGGGAAGUUAUAG
Molecule: messenger RNA, 807 nt
Organism: Kazachstania africana CBS 2517
Lineage: Eukaryota; Fungi; Ascomycota; Saccharomycetes; Saccharomycetales; Saccharomycetaceae
Gene: DCN1
Product: NEDD8 ligase DCN1
Exons: 1
Coding region: 1-807 (268 amino acids)
Biological process (GO): protein neddylation; positive regulation of ubiquitin-protein transferase activity
Cellular component (GO): ubiquitin ligase complex
Molecular function (GO): cullin family protein binding; ubiquitin-like protein binding; ubiquitin conjugating enzyme binding
Source: RefSeq, a predicted model, not a curated record